AUGGGUCGCGGAAGAAUAUCAAUGGAACUCAUUCAAAGGGAAAAAUCAAGAAAGAUAACAUUUCAAAAGAGAAAGAGUGGAUUACUAAAAAAAGUGAAUGAAUUUGCCAUUCUUUGUGAUGUUGAUGUUUGUGUAAUUCUCUAUGCUCCCAAUUUUGAAGGUCAAGGAUAUGCUGAACCUGAAACAUGGCCUAAAGAAAAAAGAGACGUACAAAAAAUUCUUCAAAAGUACUACAACACAACAAUGGAUCGGCGUCAUAAGAUCUAUGAUGUUCAAGAGUAUUUCAAAGAAAGGAUGAAAAAAGUCGAAUUUGACAUUUCCAAAGUGCGCAAAGAGAUGUUAAAGAUUAUGUAUCCAACUUGGGAUGAAUCUUUCGACACUCUUAGAGAGGAACAAAUGAGGUCAUUUGCUAGCAUAUUGGAUGCUAAGCUUGAGGCUUGUAAUCAAAAGAUGAAUAUGCUCAAAGGAGAUGUUAAAGGAAAAACAAUAGCUCAUGAAUCAUACAAGGUUGAUAAACCUAAUACUUCCUAUUUGACAUCAACUCCAAAUAGCUACAUCAAUCUCAUGCAAAACAACAUGUCUCAAGCACAAAUUUACCCUCCAAUGAUGAAUAUUGGUGACAAAAACCCCUUAGGGUUUUGGCCACUUCAAUUGGGACAAAGCUCUCAACCUUCUUCUUCGACACUUUCGAGUGCACAAGGUUCCUACCAAGUGGAGUCUGAUGAGGGUAGAUAUACACAAUCUUACCCCGGCAAGCAAGUCGAUAAUAAUUGGGCUAAAUGGGUCAGUCAUGUUGAUCCUAAUAUUUUCUUGGAUCCGAAAACCGAUACGCAAAAGAAGGAUGAAGCUGAAAAUGGUGAAAAUUUAUCACCAUACUCUAAUAUUUACAAUGGAAAUCCAAUGACAAUGCAAUCAUAUCCUAUUGGUAUGCAUACUCUUCCUUUCCAAAAUCUUCCAAACCUACCACCACAAGGAUAUCAACUUAAUGGAUUCUAUGAUAUGGAUAUGCUUCAAGCUCAUAUGUUCAACAACUACAUGGAUGGAAGGAAGUAG
Molecule: messenger RNA, 1053 nt
Organism: Trifolium pratense (red clover)
Lineage: Eukaryota; Viridiplantae; Streptophyta; Magnoliopsida; Fabales; Fabaceae
Product: MADS-box protein FBP24-like
Exons: 1
Coding region: 1-1053 (350 amino acids)
Biological process (GO): positive regulation of transcription by RNA polymerase II
Molecular function (GO): protein dimerization activity; RNA polymerase II cis-regulatory region sequence-specific DNA binding; DNA-binding transcription factor activity, RNA polymerase II-specific
Source: RefSeq, a predicted model, not a curated record